Messenger RNA from Argiope bruennichi, 1782 nucleotides. RefSeq names its product degenerin mec-4-like. NCBI's taxonomy places the organism in Eukaryota, Metazoa, Arthropoda, Arachnida, Araneae, Araneidae. The transcript is spliced from 13 exons. Bases 76 to 1782 code for a protein of 568 amino acids. Gene Ontology annotation, molecular function: ligand-gated sodium channel activity. Gene Ontology annotation, biological process: sodium ion transmembrane transport. The record is from RefSeq and is a predicted model, not a curated record. Gene Ontology annotation, cellular component: membrane.
AAUAAAAUAAAUGAUCUUCAACAUUCGAAAGAAAAAAGAACGAGAAAGAAAAAGAAGAAAAGGAAUUACCUGUUCAUGCUAAGGCUACUUAAUUUUCUGUCUGACGGAUUAUCAGCUGCUGGAGUAUCGCACAUAGCAAGAGCAAGAUCAGGAUGGAGGCGAUUAUUCUGGACAGCGGUUAUCACCACAUUCGCCGUACUGACCCUCAUGACGACGAUCAGAGUGAUAAAGGAAUAUUUCAAGUAUCCUAAAGCCUGGCAAACAAAGAGCACGUCUGCGAAAGAGCUGGAAUUUCCCGCAGUGACUGUUUGUGGUCGUUACCUAAUUCCGAGAAUGAAUGCCAAAGAGGCAAAAUUAGAAUAUAUGAAUGAUUUGUAUAAAUUCCUUCAUUCAAUUCCUAGUUACAACGUAUCACUGAGCUCGAAAACCCGAUGCGAAGAAGAUCCCCUCUGCUCAUAUAAUCAGCUCAUAGAGAGAUGUAGGUGUUAUCAGAAUCCAUGCGGUACAACUCUGUGCCAUCCGUUUCAAAAUAAUGUCUCAUGCAAUUGCUCUAAACGACUCUGUGACUGGAAGGACACGCUGAGUCCCGAAGCGUGCCAGCUUAAGAAUGGCAAUCCUAAAAUUUGCUCUUGUCGCCAAGAUUUCGAAUAUCCACUCUACAAUCCAAAUGCCUCUCGUGCACCCCUGGACGUAUCUAUUCUUGGCAAUGUAUCAAAACAGGUGCUGGAUGUGAUCAGACAAAUAAGACUUUCGAAAAGCGGUGAUAUUAAUACUCAGGAUUCUAUAUUUUUGCCUGGAGUGAGAACUUUAGAUGAUUAUGGUACAUCUUAUGAUGCUCUAGUCGUUUCUUGCAAUUUUCAAGGACUUAAGUGCAACGUUCUAGAGGAUUUUACAACACUGUACAGCGCAACCUAUGGAAAAUGUUACACAUUUAACUACGUUGGUGUUGUAGAAGCGAAACUCUCGAAAACACCGAGAAUAGUGAAAUCCCCUGGACGAAAUUAUGGUCUUCAUUUGUAUCUGCAGUCGGAGCGGAAAAACAUGCUUCCCUUGUUUGCUCGAAAGCUCGGCGCUCGUGUUGUAAUUCACGACCCGCGGAGUCUGCCCAUCUCAAGAGAGGGAGGUUUCGACGUUCGACACGGAGACACCACCUCACUGAGCAUCCGCUAUUCCGAAACCAACCGACUCGGACCUCCCUGGGGACUUUGUGCGAAAGAUGGUGACAACACAACUUCCAGUUAUCUGCAGAUACCUUAUAAUCAAAUCGCAUGUGAGCGGCAAUGCCUGAAUACGGCCGUUUUUCGGCGGUGUGAAUGCUACCACCGUCGUUUUAUGACUGGCACUCCAAGGCCAACAGGGGAAAGAUUGUGUACUCCUGAAAAAGAUCGCUGCUUUGAAACUGUCCUUCAGGAUAUAAACGAAGAAAAAAUCGAAUGCAAUUGCCCGGUGCCUUGCAAGGAGAUAAAGUAUAAAAUAACGAUAUCCAGAUCAAAAUUGAACAAAGAAUUUAUUCGCCUUGUGAAGAAGGCAAAAUCCAUGAAGGUCAUUCAAGGUGUUUUGUCUACUGUAGAGCCAGAAUUCAAGCUUGAUUUGCUGGGUGUUAGCGUGUUUUACCAAGAUCUCUCUGUUACCAACGUCAGUGAAACAUCCAUUUACAGUUUUGAAUUUCUCAUUGCCAAUAUCGGAGGAAGUUUAGGACUCUUCCUUGGCGCUUCUUUUAUCACCUUUGUCGAGAUUGUGGAAUUCCUCGCCGAAUUUGUUUUCUUGAGCCCUUGUUGGUGA